AUGUUGAAACGGAAGUAUUUCGAGCAAAACCGUGGGCAGUUGUUGCAACAGUUGGUAUCUCAAAGAGCUGAUAUUGCAGAGAGAAUGGUCAUAACCUUGGAAGAGUUGAAGAAGGCAACAAAUAAUUUUGAUAAAGCUCGUGAACUUGGUGGUGGUGGACAUGGUACGGUCUAUAAAGGGAUUUUGUCGGACCUCCACGUCGUAGCCAUCAAGAAACCAAAGAUGGUUGUUCAAAGGGAGAUUGAUGAGUUUAUUAAUGAGGUUGCUAUCCUAUCACAAAUCAACCAUAGGAAUGUAGUAAAACUAUAUGGCUGCUGCCUUGAAACAGAAGUCCCAUUGCUGGUCUAUGAGUUCAUAUCCAAUGGAACUCUUUAUGAUCAUCUUCAUGUUGAAGGACCAAGAUCAUUGUCAUGGGAUGAUAGGCUACGGAUAGCAACUGAAACUGCCAAAUCUCUUGCCCAUCUUCACUCAACGGCUUUAGUGCCAAUCAUCCAUAGAGAUAUCAAGCCUGCUAACAUACUUUUGGAUGAUACUCUAACAGCAAAGGUAGCAGACUUUGGCGCUUCAAGGUACAUUCCUUUGGACAAAUCAGGGCUCACAACAAUGGUGCAAGGUACACUAGGAUAUCUCGAUCCGAUGUACAUGCACACAUGCGCCUCACGGAGAAAAGUGAUGUUUAUAGCUUUGGUGUUAUGCUUAUAG
Molecule: messenger RNA, 702 nt
Organism: Triticum turgidum subsp. durum (durum wheat)
Lineage: Eukaryota; Viridiplantae; Streptophyta; Magnoliopsida; Poales; Poaceae
Source: the annotation of a GenBank genome assembly